UCUUGGGAGCUUUUUCACCAUCAAACAGCUGCACAGUAUCAAUCUGGGUAGAGCGCAUCUUCAAUCUACAGCAUCCACAGUCUCGCAACAGACCUAGUCCUACAAGAGUUGGCUCCAACUAGUCACCCAUGGACCGUUCUCACCGCCCAGCACCCUCUAAUUGCACAUUAUUAGGACUUAAAAAUAAAUAGAACAAGCGCCUUUCACACAUAAACCGACGGUAUUCGAUUCAGUCCGUUUUGAAACUUUUCCCUCUUCGUUUUCCUUUCCUUUUUCUUUUUAAAAGAUUCUGGUCUUUAUCUGAGAUCCUCCAUGGAUGUGGUUGCAGCCAGGAUGCCGGGGAACCGACCGCUUCAAGUGAUGCUGAACCAGAAGAAGAUCAAGGCGCGCAGGAAAAAGAGAAAGGAGUUGUUUUUGGGACAGAUAUGUUUCACUGGAUUUUUGCUGCUGGUUGUAUCGUGUUUUUCAUGCCUCGCCGAAAAAUCAGGUUAUGAUAUAUUAGGCUACACUACUGAAGAUGAUGGCAGGUGGAGCAGCCGGCGACUGAUGCAGGAAGCUGACAGGAACAAAACAGAGGAAGAGCAACAUACCCCCCACCUGGAUAAAAACUGCACUGAGCCUGCUCUUCACGAAUUCCCUACUGAUAUUUUCUCAAUCAAGGAAAGGAAAGAAGGAGCAGUGGCACUGCAUGUGAUUUCUGCUAUGUACAUGUUUUAUGCCCUGGCUAUCGUCUGUGAUGACUACUUUGUGCCCUCCUUGGAGAAGAUUUCUGAGCGUUUGCAGCUCAGUGAAGAUGUUGCCGGAGCUACAUUCAUGGCAGCAGGAAGCUCAGCUCCUGAACUCUUUACCUCAGUCAUCGGAGUGUUUAUCACCAAGGGAGAUGUGGGCGUUGGGACCAUUGUUGGAUCGGCAGUAUUCAAUAUUCUCUGCAUAAUUGGAGUCUGUGGAAUCUUUGCCGGGCAGACUGUUCAUUUGUCCUGCUGGACCCUUCUUCGGGACUCAUCUUACUAUACUCUGUCAAUUGUGGCUCUUAUUGUGUUUAUUCAUGAUGAGAAAGUGUCCUGGUGGGAGUCAUUGGUGCUAGUCCUUAUGUACCUGGUGUACAUAGUGAUCAUGAAGUUCAACUACAGGGCGCGCCGUUAUUUUGAUCGCAGGAAGAAGAGCAUAAUAAACAUGACCAAUGGGACGGCGAACAACACGGACAUUGAUGACAGCAGCAACUGUGAUGCCACUGUGGUGUUACUCAAGAAAGCGAAUUUCCAUAGUAAGGCCUCAGUCCUGAUGGUGGAUGAGCUGCUGUCUGCCUACCCUCACCAGCUCUCGUUCUCCGAUGCGGGUCUCAGGAUCAUGAUCACCAGCCACUUUCCCCCCAGAACCAGGCUCACCAUGGCCAGCCGCCUGCUCAUUACUGAGAGGCAGAGGCUGAUAAACAACAAGUCCUUCAGCAACGGCGAUUCGGAGGUGGCCCUCAGGAUAUCCAACAUGCACAGGAUCGAGAACGGCCUGGGCACCUCCUCCGAGAGGGGCAUGAACGGUCGUCAUGGUGAGGAGGAUGGGAUUGAAGCAGGGAACGAGACGGAGAACGAAAACGAGGACAACGAGAACAAUGAGAAUGACGAGGAGGAAGAGGAAGAUGAUGACAACGAAGGACCCCUGGUGCCCUUUGAACUGCCAGCUGGUGCACUUAAUAAGGUCAAGUGGCUUGUUGGUUGGCCACUGAGUCUUCUGCUGUAUUUCACUGUCCCGAACUGUGCCAACCCCCGCUGGGAGAAAUGGUUCAUGGUCACCUUCGCGACAUCUACCAUGUGGAUCGCAGGCUUCUCCUACAUCAUGGUCUGGAUGGUGACAGUUAUCGGCUACACACUGGGAAUUCCCGAUGUGAUCAUGGGCAUCACAUUUCUCGCAGCUGGAACCAGCGUACCAGACUGCAUGGCCAGCCUCAUUGUGGCACGACAAGGUAUGGGGGACAUGGCGGUCUCAAACUCCAUUGGCAGCAAUGUGUUUGAUAUCUUAAUAGGACUGGGACUUCCUUGGGCACUGCAAACCCUAGCCAUUGAUUAUGGCUCAUAUAUUCAUUUGAACAGCAAAGGACUGAUAUUUUCUGUGGGACUGUUACUAGCUUCAGUUUUUCUCACAGUUGUGGCGGUUCACUUGAACAAGUGGAAGCUGGAUAAGAAGCUGGGGUUUGGUUGCCUUCUCUUGUACACUAUCUUCCUGUGUUUCUCCAUCAUGAUCGAGUUCAAUGUCUUCACCUUCGUGAACUUGCCGAUGUGCCAAGAGCUCUGAUCCACUUUCAUGGCAGCCUGGGGGCACAUAGUUCCGGGUUCUGUUUUUGGUUUUUUAAAUUAUUUUUGUUCUACAGUGCAAUAUGAACAAGUUGUGCAUUUCUAUUGGGUACAGAAAAUAAUAUAUGGCGCACAGAAAGCCACAAAGCAUAUCUUUCAGACUGUUGUAAAAAAAAAAAAAAAAUGCCUGCAUUGAUGUGAAUUUUUUUUUUUUUUUUUGUGAUUCUCGACCUGAGUUUUGCAAUGGAUCGUGGCAACUCCAGUUUAAUUUGCUGCUAACCAGUGGAGAGCUGGACAAAAGAGAAUGCUAUUGUGGAUUGCUUUUUUUUUUAUUUGUCCCUUUCCUUUUGUUUUUUGAAGACUUCAAUUAUAUGUGACACACUAAACUUAAUGAAAGGUACAGGUGACCUGAUGUACAUAUUUGGAGAUGGGAAUUGCUUCAUUUGAAGUUUCAGCUCAGAACUCUGCUUUUUGAGCGCUGAGGUACGGGUUUAUGCUGCCCAGUUUAAAAUUGUUUUCCCUCAUCAUUCUGCCUGUGUACCAAAUUCAUAUAUGGAUUGAAAUUCGCAAUGCCAAGAGAGAUUGCGGCACCCAAGUAAAAGGAAAGAAGCCUUAUUUCAAGCCAACAGAGGGCUUUAUUAUGAAGGUGGAGUGUAAGAUGCUCUUUUUCCUGCUGGUUUUAUCCUGUUAAAUUAUUGUAUUGAUUAUUGAAAAUCAACAUUUGCUUUAUAAGGUCAGUGUUUUAGUAAAGGGCUGUGGAACUGUGCAAUUCUUGGGGUUCUUGCUCUAAGUAUUUCUCCAAUUAUUUCAGUGUAUUGAUACUCAGCAUUGAACUAUAAGCAUAUCAAGCCAAACAUGUAAUGAGUAGUGUAUUGUCAGUAGUGAAGUGACAUUGUAAUCACUGGCCCUUUACUUUAAAAUUACUCUUAGAACUGCAUUACGACACACACUUGAUACAGAAUAGCAUUCUCGCAUUUCCAUGAAGUAAAAAAAAAUCAUUGAUUUAAUAAUGAAUGGCAUUCUAAGACUCUAACGCAGGGGUCUCCGACCCUGGUCCUGGAGGGCCGGUGCCCUCCAGGUUUUUGUUCUAACUGUACACUAAAUUAAUUCAUUGGUCCAAUUAAUCUGGAAACUUGUUUGAAUAGAAUCAAAGAACAGAAGAACAAAGAAAUAAAGCAGCUGUAUAUUAUUAUAACUGACCCCCCCCCCCCUUAGUAAAGUCUGUACUCUCCACCCUCAGGGCUGUCUUUGGUGAUGGUUUGCUAGGUGGGGGGCCUCUGUGUGAAUUAAAAUUAAAAUUGGAUGGUUUCACCAUUUGCAUAACCACCUUCAUGACUCAUGCUUUUGUUUCUAGUUACUCAGAGAGGCCAAGUAUGGAAUGAACACAGAGACUGAACUCAUCUCUGCACCCCUAGGAAGGUGAUCUGAACUGAAGCACACAGAGGAGUCUGUUUGAGGAGGUUUGCUGUCUGUAUUGUUGACUAAUAGAGGAAUUUCACUGUACAGGAGCUAUUAAUCCAGCCAAUCCUCAUCAAAAUAUUACAAACAAAACUGUCCAUCAAGCAAGCAUUUACUGGUCACCAAGUAAUUUAAUUUAAUUUAAACACUACUGCUCUGUAGCAUUUAGUUGUGACAGCAUCAUAAUGAGGAUGUGGUCUGUACUCAGAACAAGCUUCCUCUCUAUGGAUGUAUUAUCCGUCAUGUCAGUGCUAGAAUUUGUUGCUAUGUAGUCUACAUUUGACUUAAUGUUAUCUUUUCCUUAAAUUUUUUUAAGUGAAAUCGGCAAUAGUGGAUGAUAAGGAAAGCUGUGCCAUGCUGUACUGAAGCACAUGCUGUGCUCUCUACUUAGUUAAGGGUGGCAAUUCAGUAGUAACAAACCUGGCUGCAAACUAAGAUUUCAAAAAGGACUGCCAACAGGUAAUUUCACCGAUUCUAGAAGUGUUAUAUUAGAUACGUGCACAAUGUUAGUUUUUAUUAUUAUUAUUUUUUAUUAAGCAGCACUAUCUCAGUGUCACCUAAUACUGCAUGUUGGAUGCUGUUUAAGAUUGGACAAGGUGAACAAUCGUGUAGAAGGAUUGUUUUCUCUUUUAUAAUGUCACAGAACCAUUUGAAGGUGCCACAAAAAAAUUAUGCUUCUCAGAUAACGGUAUUGUUAAAUAGUUAAUAGUUUUUAAAUCUUUUUAAAGGGAAUAAAACUGCAGACCUUUCAUUGGAAGAAUCUAGUACCGUAUACAUAGCUCGUAUACAUAGAUCAUUUGACGUCUUCUUGUAUAAAAAUUUCUGCAAUUCAGUCACCCUUGAUAUCACCCGGUCUCAUGUGGCAUUACAGACUGUUGGUACCAGCUCCUAUUGUAACUAGUAUUAAAAAUGCCGUCAUCGGGGGCUCCUGAGUGUCACAUCAGUAAAGGCGCUCCGCAUGGAGUGCAGGAUGUGCCCUAUAGCCUGGAGAUCACAGGUUCGAAUCCAGGCUAUGUCAUUGCCAACUGUGACCGGGGGUUCCUAGGGGGCGGCGCACAAUUGGCCGAGCGCUGCCUGGGUAGGAAGGGCUUAGGUCGGCAGGACAAUCCACGGUUCACCACGCACCAGCGACCCCUGUGGCUGAUAGGGCGCCUGCGGUUCUGCAGUGGAGCCAUCAGAUCUGUGUUGUCCUCCGACACUAUAGGUCUGGUGGCAUCGCUGUGGAUCUGCAGUGCGAAAAAUGACGGAUUGGCAGGAGCACGUUUUGGGGAACGCGCGUCUCAGCCUCCAUUCCCCGAGUCGCGGGGGGGUUGCAGCGGUGAACCGGGAUGAAAUUAAUAAUUGGGAAUUCCAAAUUGGGGAGAAAAAAACUGGGGUAAAAACCAUUGGCGACGACUAAAUUAAAAAAAACAAAAAAGAAUACUGUCAUCAUUUCCAUUGUAUUCCUGUAUUUUUUUUAGUUUGCACAUGCCCAUCUUAAGUUUCAAAUCUGUUCACGUACCCAUAUUUCAAAUGACAAUUAAACUUUCCCCUUGAGUUACAGUAUCUUAUGCUUUGUUCGCUCCCUGUAGUUAGUACACUUGCACCCUCAACUACUGUUGUUUUACAUUCUAGAUUCAUCCAUUCCUGUAUAUAAAGUAUAUGGCUGUUGUUCUGAUUCAAAUGUGAUCUUCAAGAUAAAGCCACUAAUAUAUACAUAUCUUUGUAUUUCUGUUGAAAUGUUAUGUCCUUUCUACAUACUUGUGUUUAAGUGUGCAAUAAUUGUAUUAAAAUGUAGUGGUGAAUACCUCUUGUUUACAUCUUCACUGCUCUUUUGCAAUGCCUAUAGUAUUGUAUUGGGAUCUAGACAAAUCCAUAGUGCAGUGUGUGUGUAUAUAUAUAUAUAUAUAUAUAUAUAUAUAUAUAUAUAUAUAUAUAUAUAUAUAUAUCUCCAUGGAGCAAGGGGGCGUUGAAUUAUUAUAUUAAAAGUAUAGAAAUUGCUUCAGGUGGAGUGAAAAGGUAAACAGUGGCUAUCCGCCACCACUUUGUUUUUUUGCUUAGAGUGAAAGCUUUGAAAACUAUAAGAAAUGGCAUGAGGAUUAAAAAGCAUAUGGAUUUAAAAGGAAGUCAUUCAGACAAUAGUUGAGCUUUAACAGAUAGCAUCCCUUGUUAUUAGGGUCCCUCUGAUAAUUAUUAUUAUUAUUAUUAUUGCAAAACUCUGUUCGCCACUCUCAAAGGAAGUGGGAACCAGCCUAAAAACUUUGAGAUGUUACGUUAUAAGCUACAAACAUUUGUAUUGAAUUGGAUUAAUCUGUUAUUUUGGUCUCAGCAGUUACAGAGGGAGCGGUACUGUGUAUAUAUUUUGACUUUAAUCUAUAUAUCUUUGGUAUAUAUAUAUAUUUUCUUCCAAAUAACAAUGUUAAAUAUACAUAUAUAGAUAUAGUAUAUGUUAUAGGGUUUGUUUUUUGUUCCUCUGCACUGUUUUAUGAUCUAUUUUUUUCAGAUUGUAAUGGAAAUUACAAUGCACAGCCAUUGAAAAUGGUUUACUUGGAUUUUGACGGCAUAGUGAUUUAAAAAGACAGAGCAUAAUGUAUUUAUUUUUUAAAAAUCACAGAAGAUAUUAUAAUGUAGUAGGCACAGGGCACUCUAGAAGUUGUUUUCUUGCAUAUCUGUAUGCUUGGUUUUAAAUUGUAGCCUUUCUGGGCUUUUAUUUUUACUUUUAUAGCUGACAAUUUCCAAAAGUACUCUACGUAUUAAUGAUGUUUAAUAUUUGAAGAGUUUUUUUGUUUGUUUUUUGUUUUGCUUUGUUAAAAAAAAAAAAAAAAAACCUGAUCCCUGCCACCGUAAUGUAAAUACAUGGACCUUUGGCACAGGUCAGGUUAAAAAGUCAAGUGUUGCCGUGCAAGAGUCUUAUUUCCUGUUUUACGUUAAACUGCUUUGUUACUGCAAAUCAUUUGGAAAACAGAUACAUAAAAUUGUUAUUGAACAGCAAAAGCUGGUCCUUUGUGAAAAAAAAGGCCUAACAAUAUUUGGACCCUUUUCACAAAGCUUUAAGGAAUGAUUUGUUAGGGACUGUUUUUUUGUUUGUUUUUUUAGUCCCUUUUAAUUAAUACAUUCAGGUUUGCCAUUCAUUAAACCUGUUCUUGAGAGGGUAUAUUCUGAUCUUUCAAAGCACUAUUUAACCUGUAAGAAUAUUUAUAGUAAUUCUUCAGAAACAUUCCUUAAAACAGUCCUUAUUUUUUUGUGAAUAUGACCCAUAAUCACAUUGAUAAAGAUGUGCCACAAUCUGUUGAAUGAUUGAAAUUUUAGACAUGACCCAGGGUUAAAAAAAAUCCCCUUUUAUGCAUGGUGACCUCAGAUAAAAAAUCGAAACCUCUUCUAGUCUUUAUAUGGGGAUAUAUGGAAGAUGCAUGUGCAUGAUGACCUCAUAGAGGAUGCAAUUUGUUCCCCCUAUAAAGCAAUGGAAAAAAAUUGAAAAAAAAUGUAAAUUAAAAAUAUAUUUAUUAUAUGGCUAAAAUUACUUUAGAUGUUUUUGGUUUAGCUAUUUUCAAUGUUUCAUGCAUGAAAGGGUAAAGUUAGGUCUGGGGUACUUUUCAGUUUUAUUUUAUGUUGAAGGUGUAUGUUAGUACCAGUACUGUACAAAAAUAAAAUCUAUAUUUUCAAGGA
Acipenser ruthenus (sterlet) is the source of this 7388-nucleotide messenger RNA. Its product is annotated as sodium/potassium/calcium exchanger 3-like. The coding region runs from base 313 to 2286 and encodes 657 amino acids. Gene Ontology annotation, molecular function: calcium channel activity; calcium, potassium:sodium antiporter activity. The record is from RefSeq and is a predicted model, not a curated record. Gene Ontology annotation, biological process: calcium ion transmembrane transport; intracellular calcium ion homeostasis. The transcript is spliced from 17 exons. Lineage: Eukaryota; Metazoa; Chordata; Actinopteri; Acipenseriformes; Acipenseridae. Gene Ontology annotation, cellular component: membrane.